UGGAGGUACAGGUGAGACAGGUGGACGUCACAGUGACAGUUUGUCUGGAUUUUUAAUCAGCAGCAACAUCUAACAUCUCUGCAUAAAGACAUCAACACCCGGCCGAGCACAAUGGCUCAAAGACAACCAACCAUCCCUCCGCCCUACCAAGGUGACCAGGGUGCGGGUAACGUGGCAGUUUACAACACUCACCCUCCAUUCCCCACAAAAGAGACCGCAAAUGAGCCAUCAGUGUUCACCAGCGGAGGAGGAAACCUCAAUGCGGGUUUCGAAACUGGAGAUGGCAAAAAGAGGUUUGUGAGCUAUGACAGGGCGCUGGGUGAUUCUCCCGGCAUGACGACCUGCAGCUCCUGCCAGCAGCAGGUGAUGACCAACGUCACCUAUAAAGCAGGGACGUACGCCUGGCUGAUGUGCUUACUCUUCAUCUGCUGCGGGUUAGUCCUGUGCUGCUGCCUGAUUCCCUUCUUCAUGAACAGGUUCAAGGAUGCCUGGCACACGUGCCCCCGCUGCAACAAAGUGCUGCACGUUGAAAAGAGACAAUGCUGUAAAUGACGAACAUGAGGGCAGAAACUGAACCAUAGAAAUAAGAAAUUACACUGUGUUACCUUUGUCUUAUCAGCUGCACCAUUUUCACGAAACUGACAGAGAAAGGUCACAGUUCAAAAGCAUCUUGUUUUUAUGGAUAAGCCGUUACAAUGGACGCAGUAAAAAUCAAACAUCAUAUUAUUAGCAAACAGACUGGUAGUCAUUGUGUUGUCGAAGUUUAAAUAUUAUUAUAUUGCUCUUUUGUUUGUUUGUUUUUAAAGCUCUGGCAGAUUAAAUCAAACACACACCAUGCACUUUUUGGUAGCCGUUUUUUUUUUCUCCCCAUACCAGCAGAAAAAAAUCUUUCCUUAUUAUCUUUUCUGAAACUUCUGCAAACAUUUUGUUAAAAAUGAAGGCUUGUAAAUAAAUUUGAUCAAAUA
Plectropomus leopardus (leopard coralgrouper) is the source of this 965-nucleotide messenger RNA. RefSeq names its product lipopolysaccharide-induced tumor necrosis factor-alpha factor homolog. Gene Ontology annotation, molecular function: zinc ion binding. Lineage: Eukaryota; Metazoa; Chordata; Actinopteri; Perciformes; Serranidae. The record is from RefSeq and is a predicted model, not a curated record. Gene Ontology annotation, cellular component: cytoplasmic side of lysosomal membrane; cytoplasmic side of late endosome membrane; nucleus.